UUUCACUUUUGAGACUGGUAGCCUAUAUUCCUUUUUUAUUUCAAUUCCAAACUUGGUAAUUAAGUAAUAUUUUUCACUGGGUUGUCCACGUUUAUAUAACCUGCAUAAAACAACACGGUAAGAACGCACGCCGCGAAGUAUCUAAAGGUAAGGUACAAACAGUUUCCUCACGAUGUCUCCAUAUUCAAAGAUGAUAACACCUUGAGGUAGGGCCAGGGUUUGAGGCACAGGUUGCCCUGCUUUCUUCAAUAAAACACCACAAAUGUGGGGAAAUAAAGAGGGUCAUUUACUGCAGGCUUUUGGCUUGUUGCUCCACCAGUAGCACAGAAAACAAGUGGGAAAUGAAAACUUAUUUGUGGAGCCUAGCUUCACUUAGUUUCAAGCUAUAAAAAUUACGACGUUUUUUGCGCAAUCAUAAAUUAAUUUCACUCCAACUAAUCCAGACACAAGACUCAUUCUGUGGGUUAUUUUGAGACGUGUGCUUUUUAUACUUUCAUAUAUUUGAUAAAAAUUGAAGGGAACCUCAAAAUUCUGACAAUUAAUUAUCCUUUAGAGACGAGAAACAAUCACAAAAACGAAAACGUGUUGACAGCGCCACCUCGUGAUCCAUCGAAUAAUAGACUUUCGAAACAAGGAAAUUAUUCUAAGCCGCGGGGUAUGAGAAAGGAAGUGAAUUCAGAACGAAGAUAGAACAAAAUACUACACAAAUCAAGUUGCUGUUGUAUUUUAUACCAUAAGUCGCGGCUGCUGCCAAGGCGAAGGCUUUAGGAAGCCUGGGACUUACAUUUAAAUCCUGAUUAAAUUGCUGGGAUGAAGAAUUUGGUAUUUCAUUUUGCUUUAUUUAAUGGCAGGUAUUGGAAAUUUCACAGUAAAAAGGAAGACAUUUUUAUUAGACAUAUAAGUGUCUUAAAGCUUCGACAGAGAUCGUUACCGCGUCCAUAAAUCUGUAUGUGUUGUCAUUUUGGUGCAGGCAGAAUUAACACUGAGCUGUUGUUGAGUAAUAGCGGCUGCUACAUCCUUCCUUUACGGCUACAGGAGUCGAUGAAGUCCGCGGGUUUUAAAUUUAGUGCGCGGCUUGUUAUGGAAGCUUAGGCCCAGAAGUUGUAGCUUAUCGUUCGAUAGAAGUUCGAACCGAGAAAGGCAACUGGUUUUUGAAAAAUAAUUCAGUGCCCAGAUAUUUAAAAAACAAAAGGGAUAUCUGUUAAGUUCGCGAUUUGGAAACAUUUUGAAUCAAUUCGCGUGUGUAGUGUUGACAGCUAGCUGACUGACGUUGGUUAAGUUGACUUUUGUAUUUCGGAGAUUUACUUCGCACAACUGAGGAUCCAACAUAUAUGUUUUGAAAUGAAACUUCUGGAAAAUUCAAGUUUUGAAGCCAUAAAUUCCCAACUCACGAUUGAAACGGGAAACUGUCAGAUAAUCGGACGGAUUGAGAGCUACUCGUGUAAAAUGGCAGGCGAUGACAAACAGAUGUUCAAGCAGUUUUGUCAGGAGGGUUUGCCGCACGUCCUGGAGGCGCUGUCCCCACCACAGACCGCAGGAGCCAGCCCCAACAAGCUGAGUCAGAGUGGGCAGAGCGGGGAUGAGGGCGAAGGGCCCCUAUCGGACAAGUGCAGCCGGAAAACGCUCUUCUAUCUGAUUGCCACUCUCAACGCCUCCUUCCGUCCCGACUACGACUUCAGUCGCGCCAAGAGCCACGACUUCAGCCGGGAGCCCAGUGUUAAUUGGGUGUUCAACGCGGUGAACAGCAGCCUGUCCUCUGCCGCGGGAGCUGAGUUCAGCCGAAUGGAACCCCAGCUGUGGCAAGCCAUCGACGACGAGAUCUGCCUCUCUGAAUGUGACAUCUACAGCUAUAAUCCGGACCUGGAUUCAGACCCGUAUGGAGAAGAGGGGAACCUUUGGUCUUUCAACUACUUCUUCUACAAUAAGAGGUUGAAACGGAUCGUGUUCUUCACCUGUCGGUCAGUCAGUGUUUUCGUGGCCCCGCGAGACUCGGGCAUCGAUGAUCUGGACCUGGAGCUGGAGGAGGGCAGCUAUGAGGAGGAGAACAUGGAUGAGGAGCGGUACGGCGCACUGUGCACCUGAGGAACCAGGGGAGGGAGCGCUGUGAAAAGAUGGGCUCUCAGAGCUCUGUGUGAAGCUGCAGCUUCAGCGUCAGGGACUUCUCUUUGUUUCAGCUUCCCCUACAGCAAGGCCGGCGUUCGAUUCGUUUCCCGAUUCGUUCAGUUUGUUCGAUUCGUUUCCCGAUUCGUUCAAUUUGUUCGAUUCGUUUUCCGACUCCUUUCCUAUUGGAAGCCCGUUACUGCGUGCAGCGGUUGCAUGUUGACGUCACAUUUCUGAAGCUAAAAGCUGUUCGAAUUGGGAACUUCCUCAUUCUUUUUUAUCUUAAAUUAUUCCACCUCGUACUUUGGUUUCGUUUUGAUUAUGUCCUGCGGAUUUUUUUGUUCUCCUUCAUUUCACUGAGGAGGAAAGAUUUUGUAAUGCAGUGUGAGGCAGAAUUUCCACUGCCAGCUACCCUAUGUACCCCAUUCUGUGUACCUUUCUGUGCACAAAUAUAUGUAUUUUAUUCUGGUCUGCACUGUUUGUUGUUUUGACUGCCGUGGUCAUUGCAACCAAUUUUUCACAAUUUAUUUCCGAAGAGUAUUCAACCUCCUGCAAGUAUUUUGUUUUUUUUUCCCUACACAAAAAAGCUUUAUCAUUCCAUGUAGCUUUGUCUUUGUCUUUUGCAAGGUCACCAGAAAGUGUAUUCUUAUCAAGUGUAUUUAUAUGUUACUUUAUGUAAGACAGACAGUGGGAGCUCUUGUAUGGUAGAGCAUGCAUACGGACCAUUUUGUUUGCUUGCUGUUACAUGUGUUGGACACUAGGUGUCGUGACACGCCUGUUCCGUGUGUAUCAGCUUGCCUUGGUGCGUGCUUUAAUUGUGCUCACCAUGCACACCUGGUGGUGUGUGCCUUCAUUUUAAAAUGCCAGUUUGACAACUGGCUGAACUGGGGUUAAAAGGUUCCUACUUUCUGAUUUUUUAAUCAGGUGAUGGAUGCACAGUGCAAUUGAAUAUAGGAUUAUUAACCUAAUAUAUAAAAGUAUUUCAAGGUGUGAUAUACUGAGCUUUUACACCAAGAGCAAGCAUUUUUUUUUUUUUUUAGAGUCGCUGGUAGUUCAUUCAGUCUUUACCUUUUAAUAUGCCAGCAGAACAAUUUCAUAAUUUUUUUGGCCAUCUUCACUUGUUUUAUUUGCUGUGUUCUUGACAAGGCAUGGUUUUCAAGGCAGUUGGCCAUUCCCCCAUUUGAGUUUAGAGACUCAAAAUUGGCAUGCGAAAAUAGAAGAAAACAUCAGAGGAAAUGGAUGCUUUUGUGUCUAAAUUUUCUAGGCCGUCCAUGUUCUGAUGCAUAUCCAGAUCAGCAUGUGCUCUUGUCCCUGGCUGUCACAGCCCUGUUGUAUGUCCUGGGUUUUUUUUUUUUGUUUGUUACGUCACCAGAGUCCUCGUUUCAUUUCACACAGCCAAGUGUCAUUCUUAGACCGGGAGCUGAGUUUCACGUAGUUGCAGUGUGUGGAAGCAAAUGGAUUGGGUGCACAUGCUCAACAGCGAGUUGAGUAAAUUAUAACUGUGUACCUUUGAGAGCCACCUGACCCAUAGAAUUGCAUUUCAUGUGAAGGAGGAAUGUCAGUCAGUAAGCGAUGCUGUGAUUGGUGAAGACGGCACCAGCCUCGUAGCAUGUAGGUAUACUACAGGCUAGCUGGCUGACAACACGUUACCCUCAGCCUUGUCUUUGGGCAUUUGGUUCCUCAUUAUUUUUCAGUUUAGCUGGCAAACCUCUUGAACUUGCUGGUUAGCUGGCUAAGAAGUUUUCCAUAGAUUUGCACAAUUGGUAGGCCUGCGCAAGCUUCUCGUCCAUUAGCUCAGCGGAUUCCAUAUCGCUACAGUCCUUAUGCCAUACGUCACACUCUGGUGACAAAAACAUUCCUAGUAAGUCUCAUUUUUAUACACUAGUUAUCUCUUUGUUACUUCAGCACCAAAGCUCGCUGUCAUAAUAGCCUAUUGACUAAAAAGUGUUUAUGCGCUGGACUAACACGUGCAUGUCAAGUUAAGUCCACCUACAGUAUGUUCUGGUAUUUGUGUGGUGAUGCUUUUGAGAAGCCGAUUUCAAGCGGCGGCAUUCAUAUAGUCGAUUUGAAUUCUGCUGUCUGGCCAAAACGUUUUGUUAGCCAUUUUUUUUCGCACCCUUUCCCACACGUCUUUCCUUAUGGCUGAAAGCAUUUGAAUGAAAUCCUGCUAGUCGUGAAACCACUUGGACACGAUUCACAGUGUGGAACUGCCUGCAGCAGGAAGACUAUGCUGUAGUUAUAUAGGCAAGAUUCAGUCUGCCUCUUAUAGAAGCUUGUGAACCGCUGCCCAAAAAAAAAAUAAAAAAUCAUUUAUAAGCUCCGCCCUUUUACAUAAUUUUAUUUUUGCAUUGUUAUGUUUGUUUAAGUAGUGGAUCACGGGUGUUAAAAGCUUUUGUUAAUCGGGGUCUUUUAAGUUAUGCUAUGUAUUUGCUGACUCAAACAAGCAGACAGGCCCAAUACGGCAUGUACCUGUUUCUCACUGGAUUUCACGUUUGCACAAAAUUGUGAGAGAUUAUGGGAAAUGUGUGCUAAUAGUUGUGAAUUGUGGGUGACUCAUUUGUUGUUCAACUGAAAUAGUUGUGUUAUAAGGCUCAGCUUUUUUGCAUCAGUAUAGACUAGCGUAGGUGUGGUAAUGUCUCUAGUGCCAGUAUCAGCCCGUUAUUGCCGAUUGUGUUUGCUGUUAGGCUUUUGUCUUGUAGGGAAUGUCGACUUACUACAAUCUUUAUUAUCAGAUUAGGUUUAUGUACUGACGCAGAUUCCAGUAGCGUGUAAAUGUUAAAAGGUCGGGUGACUAAUGAACGUGAUGUUUAAGUUUAAAACAUUUCAAAGACGAUAGAUUUCCGCACGCUUUUUUUUCGCCAACUUUUGAAUUCACGUGAAAUUCGCUCUCUCUACUUUUUUCAAAUAAAGACGCAAACGUGAACGUCGGGCCAGUUCAGCGUACGCUCAGCCCGAUCUUCCACGCUUCGCCUCGUCAAACCGGAGAAAGGUCCACCUUGGUUCGACGCCCCGGUCCUUCGUGUUUCCUCGGGGUUUAAAUCCGUUUCAUCCGGCGGACCCGUACGUUGUUAAAAUCGGCCCGUGACCUGUAACGUAGGGCGAGUCAGAAUAAUGUGCACGAGCAGUAGCCUAAAUGAGCGCUGUGUAAGGACGGCCAGAUCCCACAUACGCAUUGCUCCUUCCUGAGGAAUGUGCAGAGAACAGAAGGGAGGCAGUAGCACGCUGUGUAGGCUGGAAUGCCUCCUCCGAGAAGGUCACCGCGAGGGACAUUCUGUUAUUCAUUGGAGGGAAGAAUUUGAACCCUCUAUUCAGCAUUUCAUCAUUAUAGUAUAGUGUGGGCUACAGUAUAUUUAACCAGCAUUGUUAUAUUCAUACAAUAUUUAUCCCAGCCAGGUGUUUUACAUAUUCAGUCAAAGCAGAGUCUUGUAUUCUCAGGGAUUGUAAAAUGGCUUGGUGUAUAAUUUUUUUUUUUUGUUCUUCACAAAUUGGUUAGAGAAGAAACACCAAACACAAUGCAGAAAGUUUCUUUUUAUUUGCAGUAAAGCUACACCACUGAAACAUUUAAUUGCUUAUAAAUUUUUUUAUUAAUACUCAUGAAGCUUGCUGGCGCUGCAUUUUGUGGUUUCAUUACUUAGGUUUGCUAUUGUAAGCGAUCACGCCAUGUUGAAUAAAUGUGUUAACUGAAUUGUCUGUAUUGUGAUUUUAAAAAAAGAAAAUUAGUAUAUUUAAUAAAAUUUCAAUAAUCAAGAACGUUUUAGCCUUUACAUUCACUUAGAGGCCCUUAGUUAGGUAACUGAUAAACAAUUUAUGGUGUUGGUUUAAACGCAUUGUAAAUUCCAAAUGGUGAUUUGUGGAAACAAAGGUGGCUACUAAAAUGGAAAACAGUUUGCCAGAAAGAAAAAGAAAAAAAAGCAAUGUAAACAGGCCAACUAUUAAAUGUAAGGCCCUCUGCCUUUGGAAUGUGGUGACGGUCGUUGUUGCCUGCGUGAGAACGCAUUCAAACCGCACUGCACCAAGGCGACCGGGGGCUGGCGCGGUCCCUCUUUGUCCAUGAAAGACCUCCGCAUGCAUGCGCUGGAGCGUAACGCAUUGCACAAACUGCCCUCUUAUUUUAUUCUUUUUUUUUCUUUCUUUUUUUUUUUUUGGAAAGCCGUUUCGAAAGAGCAGCAUGUGGUGUUUUGCCUCUUUAGCAUGUGCGGUUCUUGUAACUCUAAACAGGCUCUUUGACCUUAAGGUCGCCCUCGCAUUGAGCAAGCAUCAUGAGUUCUGUUUGCUCACUCUCUGAAUGUUUCCUGUCUCUCUGUUUCACUAUGAAGGCAUUCUGCGUGGGAGAGUGUCAACUGAAAGCUUAUUGUCAUUAAGUUUUAGGGGGGUGGGGGGAGCUUAAUAAUACCAACCCCCCCACCCACUAACUCAUGUGAAACCGCUUUAUUACUAAUAUUGUGGGUUUUCAUUGAUGCAUCACAAGCGGAAUUCUUACAAUACUUGCUUUAUUGACAAUGCCUGGUGAGCUUCAUUCAAGACUACCUCUUAAUGGAACUGAAUUAUGUAUUGAAUUACGUUUUGAAGGAACUAAUAGGUCCAGAGAGGGGAACAGUCGGUAUGUAUGUGGAAAUAGCGCUGCUCAGUGGAGAAACUGGAAAGUCCUGUAGCAUAAAUCUGAUGUUCCAUGGUCCUAGUGCCAUUGUAGAUUCAACGGUGCUGAUUGGAUCUAAAUGCAAGCUUUAACGAACUCUAUCAUUAGCCGAGGUUUGGUUUCCACUCAUUUCAAUCCGUUUGCCCACAGGGCUAAUAUGGAACAUUCCAGCAACCUUUAAAUGUCUUGGCCUAAAAAUAAUCUGCAGUUAUCUGCAGUUUCUCACUGUGUUUCAUAAUGCCUUUCUUUCAGGACACAUUCUGUCAUGCCUAUUAUGUCUAUGACUUGACAAGGCAUACUUACAGGAAAAAUAAUUAGGCAGAGAGCUGGUCUGCGGUUUCUCCAUAUAGGCUUAUCUUGAGUGAAUUUUUACAUGGACACCAGGUGGAAUCCAGCGCAUGCAAGAAUUUUUCACUCACCAUGCCAUAACUGGGUUAGCCAUGUAACUGGAUUAUCUGUGCGGACAGUAAUAAGCAUACAACCUGCAUGCCUGUGUGUGACCUCUAAGGCUCCAUGGGCUUGAUUUACUAAGACCUUCAGCACACGCAAAACCAAUAACAUGACCAAUGAUUGGUCACGGUAUUUGUUUUGCACCUAUCAUUGGGUGCGUUGUUAGUUUUGCGUGUGCGAAAAGGUUUCGCGCGUGCCAAAGGCCUUCGUAAAUCAGUCUGCUCAUUGUUCCUAAUAAACGCAUUUCCUGGUCACGCUUGUACAGUGAAUCAGCUCUGCAUGCUGGGUAAUUGAUUUUUUAUGGCCGGGAAUAAAUGGCCUCCCAUUCCCUAUCAAAGGAAAGUGAGUAAGUGGUGGCGAAUGGAACGCAGGGUCAACUGAAGAGAGAAAAACAACUUGAGGCUAACAUGCUAAAACGAGCGCAUUCGGGUCGUGAGACGUGAAGGAUGGAACUGUAAUUAGAGGGGUUAUUUUCCCCCCCUCUGGAAUAAGGCAUUAAAUGACUGGAGGGAAAGGAAUGCGGUGUGAUGAAAUGCGUGCAGACUUCCUGCUUUAACGGCGGGGGCCUUGGCGGCUGCGGCACCGAGCCGCGCGUCCCGCAGCGGGAGUUUCGCAGCGGCCGAAAAACGCGGCGGGGUUCAGCGGAAGUCCCGCGCUUAUCGCAGCAAGAAUCCGGCAAGACUGCGACUGCUUCGCUUUGUUUUUCAGCUUUUAUUAUUGGCAACAACAACAAAAAAAAGUUAUUUCAAAACAAAGAACAUCCACCCUCCCCUCAUGAACAAAGAAACUGUAGUGUGCAUUUUUCUCUGUCUAAUUUACAAAAAAAAAAAAGAACAAAAAAACCAGUAUUUACAAAAUUCACAAAAGUUUUUUUUUUUUUCUUUUUACCAGAGAAAGAACCGAGACUUAGCGCCACCCUAAGAGCUCAGCUUGCACUCCUGACUUUUAAUGCCUCGUUCUGUUUCUUCAGGUCCAAGACCGUAAUACCUCUUUGCCCACAGACGGGACGGGGGGGGAGACAGUAAAACUCUGGUAUCCUUCUGGUUCAAACCCACCCCCCGCUGUACACGUUCAUACAGACAGAAAGCAAGUCGAGCAGAAGUUGUCUGUAGUCAUUGCGCAACUUUUUUAUGGGACCUAUGACAGCGUGCGUACAAUGACACAUCACAAGUUCUUCAUAAAAAUAAAAAAAACCCAGAGCUAGACCCUGUGUCUGAGAUUCAUAGUUCCUUUCAAUGUUUUUUUUUUUUUUUCUU
Messenger RNA from Anguilla rostrata (American eel), 8442 nucleotides. It is a transcript of the gene maf1a, whose product is annotated as MAF1 homolog, negative regulator of RNA polymerase III a. Gene Ontology annotation, cellular component: nucleus. Gene Ontology annotation, molecular function: RNA polymerase III core binding. The record is from RefSeq and is a predicted model, not a curated record. Bases 1342 to 2082 code for a protein of 246 amino acids. The transcript is spliced from 7 exons. NCBI's taxonomy places the organism in Eukaryota, Metazoa, Chordata, Actinopteri, Anguilliformes, Anguillidae. Gene Ontology annotation, biological process: negative regulation of transcription by RNA polymerase III.